CCAAGGUGACAGAGCAGGUCUGGAAGCCUGGAGGCAGGUUCAUAUGGAAUAGACUUAGUAUUCUUUUCGAUGUUCUGCUAAUGAUCCUGUCAAAAAUCUUGAAGUCAAAUGGUCCAGCCAAGGCUUAGCAAUGAGAAUUUCAUGCCAUUUGUUGGGUUCCCAUUAGUUCACCAGAUUUUUAUACUUAAGCUAGACAAACAUUUAUUGAAUACUUCCUAUGUACAAGGUGUGAUACCAAGAUGAAGUUACUACUCUCAAGGAGCUUACAAGCUUACUGGGGUGGUAGGACAUAUACACGUAUUUUAACAGAAAUAUAAAGUAUCUUAAGUACUAUGAGUAGUAUAAGUAAUGUAGAAGUUGAGGUAAUAUUCUCUAUAGUGCAGCUGGGAAUAUGUCCUUGAAGGUGUAACAUUGGAAUUGAAGGAAUAAUAACACAUAGAAAACUGGAAAAGAGUUAGGGACAUAUUCCAGAAAGAACAAAAAGUAAUAUUGCAGCAUAUUAGGGGAUAUAAAUGGAUGGCCUUGGCUGGAGGAAAGAGUGUUUAUUGGGGGAAAAGAAGAUAAAGCUAGAAGCAGGUAGACACCAGAUUUGUGAAUUACUGAAUUAGGUAUACCCAUGAAUGUUAGGUUAAAGCUUUUAAUUUUAUUCCUUAGUGAUAGGAAACCCUUGAAGGUUGUUUUAGGAAGAUUAAUCUGGCAUUGUUUGAAAAGGAGUUAGGAGAACAUUGAAGUUGUCCAGAUUUGAAGAUGAAGGCCUGGAAUAGAGUUGUGGUUGUUUUCAGAAAAAAGAAAGAUGGAAAGUGGUGCAGUUCUGCUACAGUCCAAGUCAUCACCAAUUAAUCUUUUGAAUGAAAUGCAUCAAUUACGCCUUCUUGGUCACUUGUGUGAUGUGACUGUUAGUGUAGAGUAUCAAGGUGUUCGAGAAGAAUUUAUGGCUCAUAAAGCUGUACUGGCAGCCACAAGCAAAUUUUUUAAGGAGAUGUUCCUUAAUGAGACAGCCAUGGAUGGAACAAAGACAAAUGUAUAUUUAAAUGAAGUACAGGUUGUUGACUUUGCUUCUUUUCUUGAAUUUGUCUAUACUGCAAAGGUUCAAGUAGAAGAAGACCGUGUGCAGAGAAUGUUGGAAAUGGCUGAAAAACUGAAGUGUUUAGACUUAUCUGAAACUUGUUUUCAGUUAAAGAAACAGAUGUUAGAAUCAGUACUUUUAGAGCUCCAGAACUUUUCAGAGUCUCAGGAGCCAGGAGAGAAUAAUACUUUUCAAACAAAUGAUGUUGUACUUGAUUCAGUGGCAAGCAUAAUAGUAGAAGUUCCUAAUGAUGAUAGCCUUUCUGAUUCUUCAGAUUACCCUGCAGAAAGAAAUAGCAAUGGUUUAAUACCACAGACAACACAAAGAAAGUCAAAGGACAAAGUAGAUAAGAAAAAUGAAGUUAUGAAACCCCCCUAUCCUAAAAUUAGAAGAGCCAGUGGAAGAUUAGCUGGUAGGAAGGUAUUUGUAGAAAUCCCUAAGAAGAAGUACACAAGGAGACUAAGAGAACAGCAAAAAAAUGCUGAUGAUAGUGUAGAGAACAAGUCACCAGAAGACCAAAGUAUACUUGAUGUGGAGAUGGUGAUAGAGCCAGUGACAAAAAAUGUGGAACCAAAGAAUGAGGAAUGUGAUGCCAGCUUUGAGUUGGAGGAAGCUUUGAAAAAAGCCGAGGAAAAGGAUAAUAAGAAAAAGGGCAACUUUAAGUGUAUCACAUGUGAAAAGGAGUUUCUCUAUGAGAAGAGUUUCCUGAAACAUAUCAAACAUAACCAUGGUAUUGCUGCUGAAAUCACAUAUCAUUGUGAUACAUGCAGCCAGACAUUUGCAAACAAGUGUAAUUUGAAAAGCCAUCAACGCCAUGUUCAUAGCAGUGAGCGCCAUUUCCCCUGUGAACUCUGUGGAAAGAAAUUCAAGAGGAAGAAAGAUGUUAAAAGGCAUAUUCUUCAAGUUCAUGAAGGUGGAGGGGAACGCCAUCAGUGUCAGCAGUGUGGCAAGGGCUUGAGCUCCAAAACAGCUCUUAGGCUUCAUGAACGAACUCAUACAGGGGACAAACCAUAUGGAUGCACUGAAUGUGAAGCUAAGUUUUCUCAGCAUUCUGCACUGAAAACACACAUGAGAAUUCAUACGGGUGAAAAACCUUUUGUCUGUGAUGAAUGUGGUGCAAGAUUCACUCAAAACCACAUGCUGAUAUAUCAUAAAAGGUGUCAUACAGGGGAGAGACCUUUUAUGUGUGAAACAUGCGGCAAAAGUUUUGCUUCUAAGGAAUAUUUGAAGCAUCACAAUCGGAUCCACACAGGAUCUAAACCCUUUAAAUGUGAAGUUUGCUUCAGGACAUUUGCACAAAGGAAUUCACUUUAUCAGCAUAUCAAAGUCCAUACAGGUGAGCGUCCAUAUUGUUGUGAUCAAUGUGGAAAACAGUUCACACAGCUUAAUGCCUUGCAGCGUCAUCAUCGAAUCCACACAGGAGAGAAGCCAUUCAUGUGCAAUGCAUGUGGUCGAACAUUCACAGACAAGUCCACUCUGCGGCGGCACACUUCAAUCCAUGAUAAGAAUACACCAUGGAAAUCUUUUCUUGUUAUUGUAGAAGGUUCACCCAAGAAUGAAGACAGCCAUAAAACUGAGCAAAUGGAUGAGGAUUAUCCAUCACCUAAAAUAUCAGAAAAGCUACUCUCAUUUGCAGAAAAUGGCCACUUUCAAAACUUGACUGCUGUCCAAGGAGCUCUGACUGCUUUACAUGAAAACAGUCCUACUACAGACCUGGACUGCAAAUCAGAUGAUCCUGCAGUCCCCCAGGAAACCCUCAUAGCUACCACAUUAAGUGAUCUUACAGUACUUCAUAUACAGACAGACUCAGUUCAGCCAUCACUCCAUGCUUUGUCAAACAUAGAAUAAUUGCUUCAAGGUGUUUGCUGAGAAAAUCCAACAUAGGAGAAACUUCUUUGAAUACACAUUGCCUGUGCUCAGAAUCAUGCCAAUAGCAUAGACAUAGAAUUUCCAGUGGGCACACAAACAAAAAUGGGCUUUUAUGAAUGACAUACUCAGAUUUUCCUGAAAUCACUGGUACUUGUACAUCUUUAUCAAAACAUUUUUAAAUUCUCACUUUUCAGACCCUGAUCUGCAUGAUCUCAACUAUACUUUCCUCAACAGUUAAGAUUCUACUUCGAGUAGAUGUUAUAUUUAUUCCAAGGCUUGAUUAUUCUUAUUUUUAACAAAGUUCCAGAUAGCCUCUUUUGAACAUAGUUUUUACCCAUUUAGUUUCAUUCCAGUUUCUUAAUUUCCUAUGAGUAGGUCCUUUGCAACCUUUUCAUUGUCUCAAUCCACCCUGACUUUCUGUAUGAAUGUAUUUAUAUGAUAAUCUUAGGAUAUUUUUUCCAAUUGAGUUAAUUCUGAAAUAAUGUUGGGACCAUAUUUUUCCAAGUGUCUUCUCUGAUAAAUCAAGCCAAGUAAUUGGAGUUUUGUGAUCAUUGAAAUGCAACCCCUUUUAAUGGGGAAGGAGUGUAUUGUUGAGCUCAGUUUUUAAUAUCAUUUAGGCACAAAAAAGGAUAACCAAUUAAGAAUUUUUAAUCUUAAACCCAGUAAUAAUCUCUUCACUGACUAUACAGAUAAGACUACAAAAUAUCUCUGUUAUUUCUGAAAUUCCAUGUUAUCAUUGUUACCAAAGAAUCCAGCAGUAAUGUGCAGCAUUUUGUCACAAGGUUGCUGAAAAUUUAUGCAAGAGCUUGAGAAUGUGCUGAGGACUGCAUUAGCUUUAGUCCUCUGGGGCAUCAUGUAGUGAUUGUGGGAAUAUCUAGAAUUCAUUGUGGUGGCUUGACCUGAGGUAGAUUUUCUUGACUAAUAAUUUCCUGCUACUUUUUGAUAGAGGCAUAAUUCUCCUAACUUUCUUAUUUAAGAUUGGAAUUUUUUUGACAAGCAUAUAACAUUAUAGAAUUCCAAACAUGUUUACUUGAUAUAGUCCAAAUGGCCACGACUCAAAUGUGUAAUACAAGGUUGUAUUUUAACAAUAAGAUUAUACAGGUAUUAAAAAAAAUAAUGGUGUAAUCAUCUCAUUGCAUUUCAAGAUUAGCAUAUUUUUCUCUGCAAUUUUUCCUUGAGAAACUUCUUUUGUUGCACUUGCAGCUGGUGCACUUUUAAAUAACAAAACAAAACAGACUUUGACAAGUUUGAGCUCUACAUUGCUAACACAUAUGUUCCAGUUUUUGAACUUGCUUUAUUUUGGUGAAGUACUUUGGUUCAAAUGUGGUCCUUGGCGUAAAUCCAUAUGUUCACAUCAAGAAAGAAUCUUAACCAUAAAACGUUUUGGCCCAUCACUUGUGUUUCCUUUAAGCUUUAUUUUGCUAAAUAUUCUGUGAAGAGAAAUUGUGUGGGGUAGUUGUAUUUUCUUUUGUUUUCAUGAAACCACUGGAAAGUGCUUUAAUCAUGUAAAUUUCUCUGGAGAAAGUCUGUUUUACUCUUUUUGCAGUAAUUUGACUUUCAUAUACUAGUGUCACAUGUUUAACCUAUUUUUAGUAAAAUAUUCACAGUGACGAGUUUCACCACAACUACAAUUUUAAAAACUCGAUCUAUAUAAAAAAUAAAAUUGCAGGCUGUGUUUUCCCCUCUUUGAAGUCACAACUGUUUUUUUUUUUUUUAAUUAAUUUCUUGGAGAGGGAAAAUCUAUACUAACUUGUUUGUUUUUUUUUAAAUACCAGUCAGAAGGAAUUUGGAUACUAGAUUUUUAUUUACUGAUAGUUUAGUGGUCUUCAAUUUUUGUAACUUUUCAAGGAACAAUAAAGUUUUACCUUCAAUCUUUUGAUGAAUGGAUGUUUAGUUUCGUUGUGCUGUAUCUAUUAAGUUCUUUAUAUUCAGGACUUAAUGAUAUAUCUAAACUCAGGUGAAACCUGAAUAGUAGUUGUGACUAAAGCACACUCAACUAUGUUUAAUUGUGUGAAAAGCUUUUAAAAUCAAGGGCCUGUUAAGCUAUUUUAUGGUAUACUAUUGAAAUUAAAAUACUUAAAAAUAUGUUAAAAAUGUUAAAUUAGUGGUUUUUUAAAUAACUUGGGCUCCUCUUUAAUUGUAAAUCUUUUAUCCUAUUUCAAUACUGAUAAUCAUGGUACUGAAGGGAUAAGGGUGGAGAAGUCUUUGGAAUUCAUGUAGAAAUAAUUUGUGCAUCUUAAUUCUGUUAUGUAAAAAUUGAAAUAUGCCAUAGUAUCAUAAAUCCAAUAUUAAAGUUAGAACAUUUUGCCCUGAUAGAUCUAAAUAUUGAGUCUUUAAGAAAUAUUUCAUAUUAUAUCCAUAAAUAUGGAGAAAGUCAAAUUUUUAGAAUGACACCUGAACUCCAUUAGUGACAAUAUUGUUAACUGAAGAAGUUUGUAGCAAUCAUAGAUCUGCUAAUAUUUGACAAAUUCUAAUUAAUAACAAGGACUUUCUUCUGUGGGGAUAUAGUUAAGAGAAUUAAAAAAUAUAGUGUCCCAUGGGCACCUCAAACUUAGCAUUUCUAAACCAGAUGUCAUCACUUUUCUCCUGCCUACAGUUUAUCUCUUGGGGUCCCACCUACCAUCUUCCAUGUGCCCAACUUCAAAACUUCAUUAGAUGUCAUGACUGAGAAAUAAAACAAUUGUCAAUUCCUUCAACUUUCACAUCUCUUGAAUUUGAACCCUUCUCCCCCUUUACACUACUAGUCAUCUGGACUACCAUAAUAAAUAAUUUUGUUUCUCCAUUCCAUCCUUUCUACUUCUAGUCUUUCUCUUCAUGAAUCCAUCCCAGUAGAGUAGCUUGAAUCUUCCAACCAAGACCAUGGAUUUUAGUAAGGGAAGAGCCUUUGAGAGAAAACAUGCCCUUUGUUAUUUAAGGCCCUCCAAAAUCUGCCUUCAAGCUGACAUUUUGGUCUUAUUCUACAUUACCUCUCAACAUGUUCUUUUCAAACUAGACGAUGCAUUCUCAAGCUAGACUCACAUUUGCCUUUUGGAAAGGUAUCACCAGGAACUAACACUUGUCUGUUCAGUCUGCUCCCUACUGCCAGUUGUGUUCUGGUCUUAUUCAGAGGCCUUGAAACAAUUUGGAUCUCUUCCUAACUUGGAUUAUGCUUAUUCAUGUAUAUGCUUUGCAUUUCCAUUUGCUCCUAUUUCUACAGAAGGGAAGCUCUAGAUUUUAUAUUUCUAAUAAGUGUUUACUAAUUUGUCCUACACCUCAAUUUGAAAUGCUUCCAAAAUAGCUACCUUUGGCAAUUUAAAAGCUUUAGAUUCUCAAAUUUAAGGGAAAGAGCUUAAGGAUUAAUUUCUCUUUGGGACUUUUUAGAGAAGAGUCCCAGGUAACAGUCCUGGGCACAUUAACUUUAGAAAGUCCUUUGAGAUAGUGUGAAACAACUAUCACUGAAGAAACGAGGAUGUUUAGUCCAGAGAUAGGCAACAUAGGAACAGUAAGGGCAUUAUAGUUUAUAUUCAGAUAUUUGAGAGGGCUGUUAUUGAAGGAUUAGACUUCUAUCCAAAAGGAAUCCUGGGCCUCCUGAAGAGAGAGGCAGUAAGUGCCUCUUCACUAGUUCUCAGAGUAAAGGUUGGAUAAAGCCUUGUUGGGCAUGUUGCCUGUUCAGACAUGGGUUAGAUUGACCAAUGGCCACGGGUUCUUUCCAGCUAAGAUAAUGAAGCAAUGCAAGAGCUCUUUCAGGUCACUGGAGUUCCAAACAAUAUCUAUAUCAAACUCCCAUGGGAAAAGGGGGGAGAAGGGAACACAAGGUCUGCUAUUGUGUGCCAGGUACAAUGCUGAAUGCUUCACAAACAUCUCGUUUGAUCUUCACAACUGCCCAGAGAAGUAGGUUCCCUUAUUUUAAUUGAAAGUGAGGCAGGCAGAGGAUAAGUGACUUGCUCAGGGUUACCCAGCUAGUAUGUAUUUGAGGCCACAUUUGAACUCGGGUCUUCCUGGUUCCCAAUACUUUAUCAGUUGUGCCAUUUAACUGCCAUUGAAUGACUAAAAGGAUUUUGUUAAUAUAUUCAUUUUGUAUUACUAGAUUUUGGUUGAAUUUACACUAGAAUAACCAGGCAUUAUCAAUUGAUGCAAAUUUUUUUGACACUUGAAUACAACUUAAGUUAUUCCUACUUUAUACUUCAACUUUCCUAUAUUUGUUAUCAACAUUUCUUGACAUUCUAAAGGCUUCAAAUAAAAUAUGUGCUUCUGCCUAUGAGGACCAGAUGCAUCAAGUUGUGCCUAUGCUCAUGUGCUUCAUAUUUUUGUUGUAAAUAAGAACUGAUCCUACAUUUAUUUUUAUUGGGCCAUAGCAUUGCCUAUAUUACAUUUUCCCCAUUUGAAGCAUCAGAAGAAUUAUUCAAAUGUUUAUAGAACUUUGUGAAAAAUUAUUUACAGAGUAAAAUAAAAUUUUACCUUUGCAUGUA
Messenger RNA from Monodelphis domestica (gray short-tailed opossum), 7383 nucleotides. The record is from RefSeq and is a predicted model, not a curated record. NCBI's taxonomy places the organism in Eukaryota, Metazoa, Chordata, Mammalia, Didelphimorphia, Didelphidae.